AUGGAUCCCAAAUACCAGAGGGUGAAGCUUAAUGAUGGCCACUUCAUUCCUAUCCUGGGAUUUGGAACCUAUGCACCUGAGGAGGUUCCUAAGAGUGAAGCUCUGGAGGUCACCCAAUUGGCUAUAGAGGUUGGGUUCCGCCAUAUUGACUGUGCUCAUUUGUACCAAAAUGAAGAGCAAGUUGGACAAGCCAUUCGGAGCAAGAUUGCAGAUGGCACUGUGAAGAGAGAAGACAUAUUCUACACUUCAAAGCUUUGGUCCACUUUCCUUCAACCAGAGUUGGUCCGACCAGCCUUGGAAAAGUCACUGAAAAAUCUUCAACUGGACUAUGUCGAUCUCUACAUUAUUCAUUUUCCACUGGCUCUGAAGCCAGGAGAGGAGCUUUUUCCAAAAGAUGAAAGUGGAAAAGUGAUAUAUGACUCUGUAGAUUUCUGCCGCACAUGGGAGGCCCUGGAGACAUGUAAAGAUGCAGGGCUGGCUAAGUCCAUCGGGGUGUCCAACUUCAACCACAAGCAGCUGGAGAAGAUCCUGAACAAGCCAGGGCUCAAGUACAAGCCCGUCUGCAACCAGGUGGAAUGUCACCCUUACCUCAAUCAGAACAAACUGUUAGAGUUCUGCAAGUCACAUGAUAUCGUUCUUGUUGCCUAUGGUGCUCUGGGAUCCCAACGAUUGAAAAAUUGGGUAAACCCGAACUACCCUAUUCUUUUGGAGGACCCAGUUCUUUGUGCCAUUGCCAAAAAGCACAAGCAAACACCAGCUCUGGUUGCCCUUCGCUACCAGAUACAACGUGGGAUUGUGGUUCUAGCCAAGAGUUACAACAGGAAGCGGAUCAAAGAGAACAUGCAGGUUCUUGACUUUGAAUUGACUCCGGAAGACAUGGAAGCAAUUGAUGGCCUCAACAGUAACAUACGAUAUUAUGAUUUAGUCUUCCUUGCUGAUCACCCUGACUACCCAUUUUCUGAAGAAUACUGA
Dama dama (fallow deer) is the source of this 972-nucleotide messenger RNA. Its product is annotated as dihydrodiol dehydrogenase 3-like. NCBI's taxonomy places the organism in Eukaryota, Metazoa, Chordata, Mammalia, Artiodactyla, Cervidae. The transcript has 9 exons. Gene Ontology annotation, molecular function: bile acid binding; ketosteroid monooxygenase activity; androsterone dehydrogenase [NAD(P)+] activity. Gene Ontology annotation, biological process: doxorubicin metabolic process; prostaglandin metabolic process; progesterone metabolic process. The record is from RefSeq and is a predicted model, not a curated record. Gene Ontology annotation, cellular component: cytosol. The coding region runs from base 1 to 972 and encodes 323 amino acids.